GCGACCCAUCCCCGAAAUGCGCGACGCCGCCGAAGAUCAAUCCGUGUCCGUCUCGAUGCCUGCCUCGGCCCCCGCCCCCGCCUCCGCCACCGCCACCGCUGCAAGCUCCCCUCCGGCAGCAGCGGACCGCCGACUGUGCCAUCGCCUGCUCCUGGAGCUGCUGGUAUUCGUGGUCCUCCUCAUACCUAUCUGCGUGUACGAGUUCGCGGUGGAUCCCGUCCGGAGGGGGUUCUUCUGCGACGACGAGAGCAUCAGCUACCCGUUCCGGGACAAUACGAUAACGCCGGUGAUGCUGGGGCUGAUUGUGGGUCUGUUGCCGAUUCUCCUCUUCGUCCUGGUGGAGUACGUGCGCCACCUGAGAGCCGGACAGAUUUCGACCACGGUGGACCUGCUCGGAUGGCGCCUUUCCACCUGGUACGUGGAGCUUGCCCGGCAGACCACCUACUUCGGCUUCGGCAUGCUCCUCACCUUCGACGCCACCGAGGUGGGCAAGUACACCAUCGGCCGCCUGCGACCGCACUUCCUGGCCGUGUGCCAGCCGCAGCUGACGGACGGCAGCCUCUGCUCGGACCCGGCGAACCUGCACCGCUACGUGGAGAACUACGAGUGCGCCGGCGAGGGCUACUCCAUCGAGGAUGUGCGACAGGCGCGGCUCAGCUUCCCCAGCGGCCACUCCAGCCUGGUCUUCUAUGCCAUGGUGUACGUGGCGGUCUACCUGCAGCGGAAGCUCACCUGGCGCGGCUCCAAGCUCAGCCGCCACUUUGUGCAGUUUGUGCUGAUCAUGCUGGCCUGGUACACGGCCCUCAGCCGUGUGAUGGACAACUGGCACCACUGGUCCGACGUUCUCGCCGGAUCGCUGCUCGGCGUCGCCGGGGCCCUGAUCACCGUCCGCUACAUAGCCCGCCUCUUCGACCUGCCCUUCGACGGGGGCGUGGGAGCCAUUCUGGGCGGUGGGCUGCGGCGGGAGAACACCGCUGCCACCCUGCAGGAGGAGGUUUGCCCCAGCACGCCGCCGCCCUACUCGGCGAACAGCAGCUACAACGACGAUCAGUACUGUACGAAGGUCUGAGAGACCCCAAAGCAUUCCAAAGGUAGCAAUAAAGAAUAGACCGAAGAUCGGCCCGAGUUGAAUAUGUAGUAUCUACACCCCGGGCAUAGUAUUAGUCCUAGAGCACACUCCCUGCAUUUGUUAAUUCCCAUUAGAGUCUGUCUCUGUAAUCCCAUUCUACGUGUAGUAAGUAAGUCUUUGUAUUAUUAUUUGUAUAUUCUAAUUGCUAAAGUACAAUAAAUAAGUUCACCGCAUUUGUUCACAGUGUCCAAAGUCUUAACCUGCCCCAUUGUCUGCGUGCUCGCUUAUCACUUU
Molecule: messenger RNA, 1363 nt
Organism: Drosophila serrata
Lineage: Eukaryota; Metazoa; Arthropoda; Insecta; Diptera; Drosophilidae
Product: putative phosphatidate phosphatase
Biological process (GO): phospholipid metabolic process; phospholipid dephosphorylation; signal transduction
Cellular component (GO): plasma membrane
Molecular function (GO): phosphatidate phosphatase activity
Source: RefSeq, a predicted model, not a curated record